AUGACUCUAACUAACAUUGAUCAUGAGAAGCAAAUAUACUGCUUCAAAGUCUUCCGUUCUUUUCUUGUGGUGCUUUUACUACGCAUGAACAAUCCUUGCAUUGGAUGCAGUGAGAGGGAAAUGCAAGCCCUCCUUACACUCAAACAAGGCCUUGUGGGUGACGACAGCGAUCGCCUCCUUUCAUGGGGAAGAGAAGCCCAAAACAGAAAUUGUUGCCAAUGGGAAGGAGUCUACUGUAGCAGCAACCAAACUGGCCAUGUUGUUGAGCUUGAUCUUGAAGACCAAUCUUUGCAAGGUAAGAUUAGUCCUGAACUCGUGAAGUUGCAACAUUUGGAAUAUUUGAACCUUCGUUUCAAUAAUUUGAGUCGGAGCCAAAUUCCAGAUUUCAUUGGAUCUCUGAGCAAUUUAAGACACCUCGACCUCUCUUCUGCUAAUUUUGGAGGUGAAAUUCCAAACCAACUUGGAAACCUUACACACUUGCAAUAUCUCGAUCUCAGCUCUCCUGGCCUCCCUGAGAACUCUAUUCAUGCAAAAAACCUCAACUGGCUUCCUAGUCUUUCAGGUCUUAAACACUUGGACCUAAGUUCCACUAAUCUCAGUGAUGUUGUUGGUUGGCUGGAAGCAGUUAAUAUGCUUCCUAAACUAACAAACUUGAUAUUAGAUGGGUGUAAUCUUCCUCCAAUUAUAUUCUCUGUUGCUAUCAUAAAUUCUUCUAACUCUCUUGUUCAUGUUGAUCUCUCCCGCAACAAUCUCAACUCUUCAAUCUUCCAAUGGUUGUCCGGUACUCAUACCAACCUUGUUUAUCUUGAUCUCUCUAUGAACUAUUUCAGAGGUUCCUCAAUUCCUGCAGCUUUUGGAAACAUGAGCUCUCUUGAAUAUCUUAUUAUAUAUGGUAGCGAACUUGAAGGAGGGUUCCCAAAUUCCUUUGCCAAGCUAUGUAGGCUGCGAUACUUGGAGCUUUUUAGAAAUAGUCUUAGUGGACAACUUACAAAAUUUGUUGAAAUAUUGUCAGAAUGCGAUCAAAACACAUUAGAAUAUUUGGAUAUCUCUUACAAUAAGGACAUUGUAGGUUCAUUGCCUGAUCUUACGAACUUCUUAUCAUUGAAACACUUGUUUCUAGGGGGCAAUAACUUAAGUGGAAGAAUACCUGAAAGUAUUGGACGGAUGUCCGAGCUGGAGACUAUUCAUUUUGCUUGGAAUUCUUUAGAGGGAGUGAUUUCAGAAACUCAUUUUUCAAAACUCUCCAAAUUAAGUUAUUUGGAUUUAUCAUCUAACUCACUACUUUUAAACUUCAGUUUUGAUUGGAUUCCUCCCUUCCAAUUGCAAGGCAUUAAGUUGAAGUCUUGUAAGAUGUGGCCGUCGUCUUUCCCAAAAUGGCUUCAAACUCAAAAAAAUUAUACAUCGCUUGACAUUUCUGAUGCUGGAAUUUCUGAUACCAUUCCAAGUUGGUUUUGGGAUUUGUCACAAAAAUUAGAGGAUAUGGAUAUCUCUCACAAUCAAAUGAGAGGGACAGUUGGAAAUACUAGAUUGGAGUAUGCACAGUACCUAAAUUUGAGUUGGAACCAAUUGAAGGGUCCACUCCCUUCAGUUCUAUCUAAAGUUGCAGCUCUAGAUCUCUCCCAUAAUAACUUUUCAGGGGCAGCUUCUUUUUUGUGUGCAUCCAAGGAUAGUAAUUUAACCUUUCUUGAUCUCUCAAGCAAUCAGUUGGGUGAAGGAUUAUCUUCUUGGCUUUAUGAUGAUGAAGCAUCUUUAACAUGGAAAGGGGUAAGGUCUAAAUACCAAAGUACUCUGGGACUUGUAAAGAGUAUUGAUCUCUCAAGCAAUAAGUUGACUGGGGAGAUUCCUAGUGAAAUCACUGAUCUUGUUGGUUUGGUCUCUUUAAACCUGUCGAGAAACCAAUUAACAGGUCAAAUACCUUCAAGGAUUGGAAUGUUGCAGGAGUUAGAUUCCCUUGAUUUAUCAAGAAACCAUAUUAACGGCAGAAUUCCCAACAGUCUAUCUCGAAUAGAUCGUAUUGGUUACUUGGACUUGUUAGAAAACGAAUUGUCUGGAAAAAUUCCAAUAGGCACCCAGCUCCAAAGCUUUGGUCCAUCUUCUUAUGGUGGAAAUCCUCUACUUUGUGGAUUGCCACUCCUAAGGACAUGCAAUGAGGAGGAAAAAGGUCCAGGACAAACUGUGUUGGUGAAUCAAGAAGAUAAAGAUGGGCUCAUAACGCAAGGAUUUUACAUCAGCUUGGGGCUUGGGUUUGCUGUUGGAUUUUGGGGAGUUUUUGGCACUCUUCUAUUCAACAGGUCAUGCAGAUAUACAUACUUCAAUUUCUGGACUUGUUUCACAAAUUGGCUGUACGUGAAGGUAGAAAUCAUCAGGCAAAGGAUGCCUAAUACUAGAUAA
Messenger RNA from Prunus persica (peach), 2391 nucleotides. Its product is annotated as LRR receptor-like serine/threonine-protein kinase ERL2. Gene Ontology annotation, molecular function: protein binding. Lineage: Eukaryota; Viridiplantae; Streptophyta; Magnoliopsida; Rosales; Rosaceae. The transcript is spliced from 2 exons. The record is from RefSeq and is a predicted model, not a curated record. The coding region runs from base 1 to 2391 and encodes 796 amino acids.